ACACGUGUCUUCUUACAAGAUUUAAAUAUUUAUACAAAUUUGCCGUCUUUUAUUUUUAAAGUUGAUUAGCAUCGAGAGAAGUCAUGCAAUACAGGGUUAAUAAUAAUAAUAACAUUAAUUUGUAUUCGGCCAGAUUUCGUAUUGAGAGUGAAAAAUUUAAUGUAACUGCGAUUUAAUUCACUUUCUCAAAUACCAGAAGGAAUUAAUCUUAACAACGGGAAAGUUAAAUAUGUGGUAUUUAACUUUUUGCGUGCAAAAGAAGAAAAUUGAAUUGAAAGCUUGAAAUUUUAAUACUCUUGUAAUUUCGGAACUUGCAUUAAGUCGGCAAAAUAUGAACACUGGAGAAAUAAAUUUCUGACGAAAAGUUCAAGCACUAAUUUCCAUAAUAAUCGGGUAUUAUAUAAAUUGUAUGUUUAAGUUUGUAAGAAAACAAAGAUAAAUGUUGCCUAAUAACUUUUGGCCAUUUAUAAAAUAGAUGAAGAUGAAUCGAACAACUUCGUUCUUGGCACUGUUUCUUGGCACUGUUCAUUUACGAACGCGUUAAUUGUUAAGAAAAAGGCACUUUGUAUUAACCAUACAUAGAAUGAUAAUAUGAUGACAACCACGAUGAAAAAUUUUUUUAGAUAAAAUAGUGCCAAACAUUUUGUGAAUGGAUUCAUCAUAAUCAGAGAGAGUGUAAAAUAACUUUAAGUUUUUUCUCUUUUCGCAAAUUCUACUGCAUGCAAAUAUAAAUGCACCUAAUUUUUCUAGUCAUGGAUAUUAUUAAUGUGUCUGAUUUCCACAUAUUUCGGGGCAAAUUUGGCCAGUCGUAGAUUUAUAAUGACGUUUAAGAAUAAGCUGUUUAUUAGCUGUUCUUACGGAACUCUUUCUAUUCUGAUUCGGAUAUUUGUUGAGGAUAUUUGUCGCGUAUCCAAACGUGAUUCGGCUUUAAACUUUAUCAAUGAUAAAGCUUGAUAUUUGUAUUUUAAGCCGACAAUUUUUUCUAUAUUGUCGCAAAUUAUAACGUAAGCAUUAUGUUUUUACACCUCGAUCUCUCAGUGUCAAACGUUUUUAUAAGACUGUCGAUUUUAAUAACGAUAAUAUGAAAUUCCAAUAGGAUCGCGAAGUGUUAAUUUCACGCAAUAUUCUCGUUGAAACUAUUAUUUGUCUUCCAGUUCGUGUUAAUUAAUUUUGACGUCUUUUUUUUACUAUUAAAUACGCUUCGUCUCUUCUAAUGGCUUACGAGACUAGCAAUAAAGGAGUCCUUGAGAGAAUCAUCGACUGGACGGUAAUCACACAUCGUUGUCAUCCCAACGUAACUUCGAGCUCGCUCAUCUUCCGUUUCCGGUCUGCAAAGACGACGUUACUCGCGUGUCAACUGACUUUUGCUUCGAUUUGUGAGCGUUCGAAAUAUACGACGUUCGUAUACGGAAUGUCCUACCGGCUGUCUUAGCCAUAGAUAUCUUCUUUUUAUUUUUGUUUGUUUGAUAGCUCGGUUAUGAAAGUCUAUCUUUUCAUUAAACUCAAAUUCAUCUUUUCAUCGAAAUAAAAAGCGCUCAGACAGGAGAUUCCACUAACUUUUAUUUCUCUCUCUCUCUCUCUCUCUCUCUCAACGCAUUCUUUUCUUUCUUUGAGAAUUAAAAAAAAUAAUUUUUUAAAUUUUAUCGAAACAACUCCAUAACUUUUGCUCUUCUUCUUAAUUAAUCCUACGAUAUCUGAGGCGUCAAUUGAUAACGGUAAGACAUCUUGUAUACGCGCACACCCGCGUAUGCAUGCGUAGGUAAAUAUAAUUGCGUACAAUUAGGACCCGAUUUAAAGGUCGGAACGAAAUGCGAUGGACAAGAUAAUUAGAGCAGGAUACACGUCGAGGUAUCCGUCGUGUCGGCGUAACGCUCCCCCCAUCCCUUAUCCCCCGUUUGUAAUUUGUGUAACACUUUUUGAUCGUUUAUCGAUAUACCGUACUUGUUAACGCUAUAUAUAUAUAAAAAUAAAUAUAUAAAUAUAUAUAUAUAUAUAAAAAAUAUAUCUGUUUUACGCGGUGAUUCCCCCAGUUGAGGUGCGCCGUCUCGUCGGUCGUUCGAUAUAUCGACCGAUUAAUUGUGUUCGAACGAUAUAUAUCGAGGCACAGCUCGAUGGAGGGACGUGGGGGAAUUACCGACGUCCGAAGGACGAAGAUCGGUAUUCCAAGCGUAGGGAAUCUAUUGUACAUUGAUUAUUGAUACAUUAAUUAUGAUAACAAUAAAUUAUAUACAAAGUCACAUGUCGGAUCUGCAUUAGUAAUUUCACUUUGGUUUCUGGAUGAAUAUCUUCGUUUUCUCUCCUUUUUUUCGUUAAAAAAUAUUCAUUUUCUCCUCCCGCCCUCGUUUUUCGUUAUCCACAUGCGAUCAGAUUGACAUUUUAAUUUCGGGUCCGAGAGAUUCACAGCAUUGCUGUUCUGCCUCGUUUUAUCUAUUGUUUUUUACUGAAUUGAAUAUUGAAUUUCUUCGUUUUCUUCUCCUUCCCCGUAUGCAACGUGGCCUGUCCUCUUCUUGUUUUUUUUUUCUUUUUUCUUCUUUUUUUCCGUUCUUCAUGCCGUAUCUCUUUAUCGCAAUGCCGGAUUCGUCGUUCGACACGGAUGACACUACGUGUGUUCAAGCUGAAAAGCAGGAGAUAUCUAAUCAACGAGAAAAUAAUAAUUCUGUAUAUACUGCUGAGAAAUCGCCGAAUAAACGAACAACGAAUGGCGGAGUUGAGAUGAACAAUGCGAGCGUCGUAAAUUCACCGGAUCUCAGCCCGAUAAAAAAUAUACGAAACGGGGAAGCAGAAGAAACAGAAGUCAGAAAAACAAAGAGAUGGCCAACCGAUAAAGCUUAUUACAUAGCUAAGGAGCUCCUCAUGACAGAACGAACUUACAAGAAGGAUUUGGAUGUUAUUAAUGUGUGGUUCCGCGAGGAAGUUUCUAGAGAAGCGGCAUUAGAAGGGGAGACAGUAGUGUCUCUAAUCGAGCUACUCGCCGACGUACAUGGACCCUGCCUUCAAGAAAUGGAGGCACGGCUGGCACGCUGGGAGAGCAACGCUCGUCACAAUAUCGGUGACUUUUUAUACAAUACGCUUCUAAACAUUCUGCCUCUCUACGACCAAUAUCUGGAGAAUCUCAUCCCGGUGUUGGAGAAAAUGGAAUACUCUAUGCGAACGUCGCGACGUUUCGACCAGCUCUGCCGUGAUUUCGAAUCGCAGAAGCAUUGCUAUCUGCCAUUAUCUUCAUUCCUUUUGAAACCUCUACAACGAUUAUUGCAUUAUAACAGUAUUAUUGACAGAUUACUGGAUCAUUAUCCAAAAGAUCAUACCGAUUUUGAGGAUUGUUUGGCAGCGAGAGACAGACUCGGCGAAACAUUGCUCGAGGGACUCACGAUUAUAAAUCAAGCGGAAAAUCUAGUGCAGUUAUGCGAAAUGCAAAGAGACAUUACUGGUUUUGAUAAUCUAGUACAAGAAGGACGAAGGUUUAUCAGGCAAGGAUGCCUACAGAAGUACAGCCGUAAAGGUUUUCAACAGCGUAUGUUUUUCUUGUUCUCAGACGUAUUACUGUAUACAUUCCGUACCCAACAACCAACGCAAUGUUUUCGUGUGCAUGGCCAACUACCAUUGAAAGGAAUGAAGAUUCAAGAUGCAGAUAAUAAGACUGGAACGGAUUUUGCUUUUAUUAUCGAUGGACAAGGAAAUCAAUCAUUAACAGUUGCAGCAAGCAACGAAGAAGAGAAAGAGAGAUGGAUGGAUGAUUUAAACAUGGCUAUAAUACAGAUCGAUGCAUCGGAUGCGAAAAUGCCGUAUUUAAGUUUAAAAUCUUGUAUUCUAGGUUCAGCCGAUGAAGUGGGAGAUGGUGUAGGAUUAGAAGUAGAUCGAACUAGUUGCGGAGGUGCGAAGGCCUCACAACGUAGCAAUACUACAGUUCACGUUUGUUGGCAUCGUAAUACAAGUAUUAGUUACAGUGAUCAACUACGAGCGUUUCAAAACCAGCUUAGUGGAUUUCUUUUACGGAAAUUCAAGAAUAGCAAUGGUUGGCAAAAGCUUUGGGUUGUAUUUACUAAUUUUUGUUUAUUCUUCUACAAAUCUCAUCAAGAUGACUUCCCAUUAGCUUGUUUGCCAUUAUUAGGAUAUGCUGUUUCUACACCAUCAGAAAAAGAUGGAAUUAACAAGGAUUUUGUAUUUAAGUUACAAUUCAAAAACCAUGUAUAUUUUUUUCGAGCGGAAAGUGAUUACACUUUUGGGAGAUGGAUUGAAGUCAUUCGAAGUGCAACUCAACAAAGUCAUAUGCCCAUUAGUAUGAAUGGAAAAGAAGAGUAUUAAAACUAAAUUUACAUGGAUAUAUAAUUACCGAAAUAAUUAUUAAGAUUAAAAAUAGUUAAGAUUAUAGAAUCCUGCUACGAAGUAUAGUUUCAAAAUGAUAUACAACAAAAAAGUCUAAAUUUUUGGCCUUAUAUACAAAAUUAAGAGUCACAAUUGGUGAUAUUUUAGAUAUUAUAUAUAAUAUAAAUUUUGAUUGUGUAUAC
This is a messenger RNA of Acromyrmex echinatior (Panamanian leafcutter ant), 4505 nucleotides long. RefSeq names its product FERM, ARHGEF and pleckstrin domain-containing protein 1. Gene Ontology annotation, molecular function: cytoskeletal protein binding; guanyl-nucleotide exchange factor activity. NCBI's taxonomy places the organism in Eukaryota, Metazoa, Arthropoda, Insecta, Hymenoptera, Formicidae. The record is from RefSeq and is a predicted model, not a curated record. Gene Ontology annotation, cellular component: cytoskeleton.